This is a messenger RNA of Hydra vulgaris (swiftwater hydra), 516 nucleotides long. RefSeq lists its product as uncharacterized. The record is from RefSeq and is a predicted model, not a curated record. NCBI's taxonomy places the organism in Eukaryota, Metazoa, Cnidaria, Hydrozoa, Anthoathecata, Hydridae.
AUGAAACAUUGUACACUACACAAUCUAAUUUCAAAAUCUCAGAAUGGAUUUGUAAAUCACAGAGGUUGUCUUACAAAUUUAAUUGAAACCCAUGACAUUCUCACGGAAGCAGCUUACCGUGGACACAUUGUUGACAUAAUAUUUACAGACUUUGCCAAAGCUUUUGAUACAGUACCACACAAAAGACUCCUUCACAAGAUUCAGGCCUACGGCAUUAGAGGCCAGCUAUUCCACUGGAUCUCUGCUUGGCUAAGUGAAAGAAAACAACGUGUAGUUAUUGGGGAACAAACUUCCGAGUGGAAAAGAGUUGCAAGUGGAGUCCCUCAAGGAUCAGUUUUUAGACCACUGCUAUUUGUGCUUUUUGUCAAUGACUAUCCAGAUGGCAUUAUCAAUUAUACCAAGUUAUACGCCUAUGAUAGCAAGAUCAUAGAAAUUAUAAAUAAUAAUCAAUCAUCUUCUGAUUAUAAAUCACUGCAAACGGACAUUGACAACACUGUAUAUUGGUCACAUAAAUGA